AUGCUUGCCACCCUCAGCCUUGCUGCCUACGCGCUUGUCCCCGCGCGCUGGCCGACUGCCAGUGCCACAGCGCGUGUUGUGCCACCAGCUGCUCUUCUCGAGUCGAUUGAUGGCACCUUUGCGCGGUCCAAGGCGCGGAGCCAGUCAAACAGUGAAUUCUGCGGUAUGAUGCGAUCAAACAACUUUGUCGGCAAGGUCGUGCCAACUAGCCCGACGGCUUCACCGAGCGAGCCCUCGCCGGCUUCGCUGAGCGUCAGCUCGCCGACGAAGCACGUCAGUUCGCAGUGCCUCAACGAUUUUGCUCGGUCCAAGUCGCGGACAGCUGCAAACAGCGUCUUUUGCGGCAUGAUUCCCGUCGAGGCCACGCCUGACAUCGCAGACCCGACGACGGACGACACGGCCGCCGAGGCGAGCGUCUCGACAAAGCAGGCCACCAAGCUCGAAUCGAUGGACGGCAAGUUUGGACGGUCCAUGAAGCGGACCGCAGCCAACUCGGUCUUCUGCGGCAUGGUCCCGGUCGAGGGCGCCGGCGUAGCUCCGACGAGGGCGGACACCUCUGACGCCGCGCUGCCUCGUGGAAUUGUGAAGGCAUGGCCUGAGAACUGA
Messenger RNA from Emiliania huxleyi CCMP1516, 606 nucleotides. RefSeq lists its product as hypothetical. The coding region runs from base 1 to 606 and encodes 201 amino acids. The transcript has a single exon. The record is from RefSeq and is a predicted model, not a curated record. NCBI's taxonomy places the organism in Eukaryota, Haptophyta, Isochrysidales, Noelaerhabdaceae.